AUGGAUCCCAACCGGCUGCACCUCAACUUUGACAACAGCCAGCAGAGGCUACCUGUGCCAAACGACAGGGCAUACCCCACGACUCCCUCCACGUUCCCUCAGCCCGUAUUCCCUCCCGGCCAGCAACAGCAGGGAGGAGGACUCCACCCUCAGCAGCAGCAGCAGCAGUACGCUCAGCAGCAAUACGCCCCCCAAGGCUACUUUGUCCAGAACAACCAGCAGUAUGCUCCCCAGUACGCUGGCCAGCAGCUCGACGAUCGCAACGCUCAGUACCAGCCUCGAUCCAACACCCCGGGCAAUGACCCCAACCAGGGGCUGGCCCACCAGUUCUCUCACCAGAACCUAGGUGGUGCUGCGCGGAACGCUGGCUACGCCCGCGGCCCUUCGCCUGGCCAGCGCCCGCGCACUGCGGGGAGUGGUGGGCAGCAGCCUUCGUACGAUCGCUACGCAAAUGCGCCUCCUGUACCGUCGCCUGCUUCGGCCCCCGUCCACGAGUUCCAGCAGGCCCCCGAGCGUAAUCCGGACAGGUACGGCAGCAACGCCAACAGCAACCAGAAGAAAUGCUCCCAGCUGGCCGCGGACUUUUUCAGAGAUAGUGUCAAGAGGGCCCGUGAGCGCAACCAGAGACAAAGCGAACUGGAGCAGAAGCUCCAGGAUCCCCAACAGAAUCCUGCUAGAAGGGAACAAUUGUGGUCCACGGCUGGGCGCAAGGAGGCUCAAUACUUGAGGUUCCUACGCACCAAGGACAAGCCCGAGAACUACAACACUGUCAAGAUUAUUGGCAAGGGUGCCUUUGGUGAGGUCAAGUUGGUGCAGAAGAAGGGCGACGGCAAGGUCUACGCCAUGAAGUCUCUGAUAAAGACAGAGAUGUUCAAGAAGGACCAACUUGCACAUGUCCGCUCCGAGCGUGACAUUCUGGCCGAAUCAGACAGUCCGUGGGUCGUCAAGCUCUACACCACGUUCCAGGAUUCGUACUUUUUGUACAUGCUGAUGGAGUUCUUGCCCGGCGGUGAUUUGAUGACCAUGCUCAUCAAGUACGAGAUCUUUUCGGAGGACAUCACAAGAUUCUACAUUGCAGAGAUUGUGUUGGCCAUUGACGCGGUCCAUAAGCUCGGCUUCAUUCAUCGUGACAUCAAGCCUGACAACAUUCUGCUUGAUCGCGGAGGCCACGUCAAGCUGACAGACUUUGGUCUGUCGACCGGUUUCCACAAGCUCCACGAUAACAACUACUACCAACAGCUGCUCCAGGGACGCUCCAACCGCCCCCGUGACCGCAGCUCUGUCGCCAUUGACCAGAUCAAUCUGACUGUCAGCAACCGUUCCCAGAUCAACGACUGGCGUCGGUCGCGCCGCCUCAUGGCUUACUCGACUGUGGGCACUCCCGAUUACAUUGCGCCCGAGAUCUUCACCGGACACGGUUACACGUUUGACUGCGAUUGGUGGUCGCUGGGUACCAUCAUGUUCGAGUGUCUCGUUGGCUGGCCGCCAUUCUGCGCCGAGGACAGCCACGAUACGUACCGCAAGAUUGUCAAUUGGAGACAGACACUCUACUUCCCCGACGACAUUACACUGGGCGUUGAGGCAGAGAACCUGAUCCGGAGCAUGGUCUGCAACACUGAAAACCGUCUGGGCCGCGGUGGCGCCCAGGAGCUCAAGAACCACGCCUUCUUCCGUGGUGUCGACUUUGACAGUCUGCGUCGCAUCCGUGCGCCGUUUGAGCCCAGGCUCACGUCCAACAUUGACACAACCUAUUUCCCCACCGACGAGAUUGACCAGACGGACAACGCCACGAUGCUCAAGGCGCAGGCUAUCCAGCAGGGCCGCACCGCACCUGUGGAGGAGUCUCCCGAGAUGAGCUUGCCCUUUAUUGGAUACACAUUCAAGCGUUUCGAUAACAACUUCCGCUAG
Molecule: messenger RNA, 1908 nt
Organism: Emericellopsis cladophorae
Lineage: Eukaryota; Fungi; Ascomycota; Sordariomycetes; Hypocreales; Bionectriaceae
Product: Serine/threonine-protein kinase cot-like protein
Exons: 4
Coding region: 1-1908 (635 amino acids)
Biological process (GO): intracellular signal transduction; peptidyl-serine phosphorylation
Molecular function (GO): protein serine/threonine kinase activity; ATP binding
Source: RefSeq, a predicted model, not a curated record